Uranotaenia lowii is the source of this 3050-nucleotide messenger RNA. Its product is annotated as conserved oligomeric Golgi complex subunit 1-like. Lineage: Eukaryota; Metazoa; Arthropoda; Insecta; Diptera; Culicidae. Gene Ontology annotation, biological process: intra-Golgi vesicle-mediated transport. Gene Ontology annotation, cellular component: COG complex; Golgi apparatus. The record is from RefSeq and is a predicted model, not a curated record. Bases 93 to 2750 code for a protein of 885 amino acids. The transcript has 3 exons.
UUUUGCUCAGCUCAUACGCAAGUGAUGUGGCACCGAAAAAACUGAAUUUUAUCGGAAAGUUUUCAUAAGUUUUUAGAGUUUUCCUCUAAAAUAUGGCCAACGUAACGGAUCUGUUGCACAUAAACGUCGACAAACUUUUCGAGCAGCAUGGGGUCGCAGAAAUCGAUCAGGUACAUAAGCGGCUUCAAGCGGAAGUCGAACUUAAGCGAGAGGAAUUACGCACUAUGGUUGGGGAACGGUAUCGCGAUUUACUAAAAGCGGCGGACACAAUCGGUGACAUGCGGAAUACUGCCGGCUCGAUAAUCCAGAACAUCGAUAACAUAACCACCACCUGUCGCAACCUCAACGAACAUCAGUUGAUCGGCUUCCGGUCCGGAACUGACACGCAUAAGACACAGCGCAAAAACUCGAACAGCAAAUUUCACGGUGUGAUUGUGCAGAUAAAACUACUGACCAGUUUACCGGAAAUAAUUUGGAGCGCCAUCGAUGCUGAGGAUUAUUUCGUGGCGACACAGCUGUUCAUUUUCUCGAGGCAUAUUUCGACCGGGCUACAAUUGGAUACAAACAGUGACAUGAUGAACAAGUUCCCGGUUGCUAAAAAACAAUGGGCAGUUUUGAGCCAAUUCUUUUUUACCAUUAAGCAGAAUUGUGCCAACUGUUUGGAACGGGAAGAUUUAUCACCGGACGUAGCGGCUAAAUGUUUAGCUAGCCUGUUACUCUUGGAAAACUGUCAACUGGAUCAUAUUCUGUCCACUUUUGUUCAAAUGCGCUUGAAAGCAUUUUCCCGAGUGGUUCAAGAAGUUUCCCAAUAUGAAAAGGUUAAGGACAAAAUCUUGACAAGCUUAAAACUGUUGAUGAAUACCGUUGAGUUGAUCCACAUGUGUUUCAUUGGGUCUGAUGCUCUCCUUCUAGAAGAACUCUCCUUAAUCACCAACGAAAGCUCACCACCAACCAUUGCUUAUUUCAAAUCUGAGGAUCCCAAAAUUAUACAGAUCUUACCCGGAAUUAUACGUAAUUUUCGUCCAAGGAUUCAGCUUCAACCUCUGAACUCUGAACUAGUUCGUAAAAGUUCUCAAAACUGGUUGCAAACUGUAGAAAAAGUUGUCACGAAUCAGUUUGGUCAUCUCUUUAACUUGAUUCCUUCUAUUAAAAUGUUACAAGAUGUCAAAAAACACUGUCUUGAAACAGCCGAGCGGCCAGGCUCGUGGUCUGAAAAUUGUCGUAAUUUGUCUCUGCCGGAAAAUCUGAAUUUUUAUUUGCUCUAUUAUCAACCACUGUUUAAUUCACGUGCUAAAGCAAUAAUUGAACACGACUGGUCCGAAAUAAUAGAUGCUAACCGUAAAGAUGUCUAUCACUUGAUUUUGUCCAUCAAAACUGACAAAUUACUCAGAGAACAUAAAACUUUCGUUUGGUCUGAGUCCAGUGAGGAUAUUCCAAGAAAUUUAAAAGAAGCCCUUGAUCGCACUCAUUUAGCUUCCCACCCACUUCUCAUGAAAUAUUUUGCCUUCCCUCCGGCCUUGGUAGAGCUAUCACUUCAUUUGGAUGGAAAAAUUCAAUCGAUGACAAAUGAUAUAAUUUCUUUUCGAGAAACUUCCAGUCCAAGCGAAUCAGAGCAAUUUGAGGAAUUUUUCAGUGAGUGCAGUGUCCAAAAUUUCACUGAACUCCUAAGCUCUCUGAGAUCAGUUGAAUUGAAAGAUAACUUAGAAGCAGUUAUUCUUAUGGCCCGUUUAACCGCGAGCUUCAAAACAAUAUGUCCCGCAUUAAAACAAUGUAUUGCACCUCUCAAACAAACGGAAAAAUAUUCUCCUUGGCAAGAUAAUUUCGCAGAAGAGAAAAAAGGAAACUCCAACACGAAAGAUCGUUGGUAUCGUAUCGAAGGUCUUCUGGAUGAGGAAAGCUCACGAUUUUGGUCUCUUUGGCUGGAGGAUUUUGUCAAGAUGUGGCCCCUUCUUGAACAGAACGUUGGAUAUCCAACACUUCUUUCUCAUUUUCCCCUCUGGGAUACUAUCACAAUUGAAGAAAACGACGAACAAAACCAGAUCGUUCAAUCCACGAUACGCAUACCGGCUCUCCCCAGCUUUCCACUUCAAAAGCAACUUCACGCUAUCGUUUCUCUCCUUAACCACCAAAUUCCGCACACCUUACCUAAACCGAUUCAUGUUCAAAUCAUCGAUCGUCUUACAACUAGUUUCAUGGAACACUAUCAGGUUUUAGCAAGCAAUGAAUUCGUUCAGAAAAAUCAAAAUUGUUCCCUCCAAUACUAUUUUGAUCUGAAAUUCCUCCAGCUGCUUUUCACUGGAUCUGAUCAAAAGCAUUUCCUCGAUCGAUGUAACCAUCUGGUGGCUACAUUCAAAGGCCACAUUGACCCAUUCGAUUUUGACGUAUUCUACUUCCAUUUAAAUGUCAACGUGAAACGUGCAAUUCAACGGAUGCAACAGUUUUUCGGAGUUCUGCUGAUCAAUGACGAUCAGUUGAGCACGCUCUCCGGGGCAGCAUCAGCGACGACGACGACAACGACAGCAAAGCCGAAAAGUCAAACGCACGACAAAAAUCCCAACAUUCUGGCGCUCAGUUCCAACAGCGCCAGCGAAACAUGGUUCCCGCUGCUGCCAAUAGUGACCAAGGAAACUUUGACCAGUUUGGCUCUGGUCAAUGUUCCAGAAAGCUCGAAACCUGUAGCCAGCGUCGUUGCGGAAGAAAAGGUUAGUCUUACAAAACAAAGUCUUACAAAACAAAUGCAGUCUUACUGAUGCAGCAUUUUUAUACAGGAAAUUCAACCAUUAGUAUUUAGCUACAAUAGGAACUAGACAAGAAACGAACUUGACAAUUAUUUUCCACUGAAGAAGGCUACAACAAAUAGCCGAAACGUCUGGACAGUAGUAAAUAACAAUCGUUUUGAUUACAACAAUUGUCUGAAAAGCCGUUAAUCUAUCAAUAUUACAAAUAUUAUUUUCAGCUUUAGUCAAAUUUAAAUUCCAUUAAACCAUGAUUACAAAGGCCUAUGCACUAGACAGCCCAAAAUUUGUAUAGGAAAUUCAACACCUGUGAAA